Messenger RNA from Chinchilla lanigera (long-tailed chinchilla), 1530 nucleotides. Its product is annotated as chromosome unknown open reading frame, human C20orf96. The coding region runs from base 177 to 1295 and encodes 372 amino acids. The record is from RefSeq and is a predicted model, not a curated record. NCBI's taxonomy places the organism in Eukaryota, Metazoa, Chordata, Mammalia, Rodentia, Chinchillidae. The transcript is spliced from 12 exons.
CCGUAGUGGCCUCCGUUUCCUUGGAGACCGAGACGACAGUGAAAUUGCCUGAUCUUGUUGAGAAGUUUGACGGGCUUAAGUUACUGAUCCACGCCGAGACCAGGAAGUUGGGGGAGCCGAACAGGCUUCCCGGAACAUCAAGGCCCCGCAGACUCAAGACUAUUCUAGUUUCCGCAAUGGCUCACGUCUUCCCGAAACCCCGCCACUCUGGGACUCACUCCGCAGCCCACAAGUCCCAGUUUCUGUGGUCCAAACAUGAAACCAAGCCAUCUACUCUGCCUCCACUCCGGCAAACCAGCAGCUAUAACAGGAGCAAAAUGAAAACGUUUAGUGGAGGCAAUGCAGAGCCUCAUUCAUCUGCUUUGUUACUUCCACUGUUGCCACUUCAGAGUCCAGCAGUGUCCUCCAAGCUCACUUCGUCGGUGACAAGCCAGCUGCAGAAUCCACAAGAAGGGCGCCUGAGGGAAAAACCACCCCCAGGAAAGAUGCCGGCCAAAUCCCGGCUCAUGAGGAUGAUGCUACGGAACCAGCGGAACUUGCUCCAGGAUAUCUGCAAACAUGAGCACUUCCUCACCGAGCAGAAUGAGGAGGUGGUCAGGACCAUCCUGGACACAGAGGCCAGCACAGCCCUGCAAGUGCGGGCCAUGCUGCAGCAGGAGGACAUUGCCGUGAACAUGAUGGACAUCUUGGAGUACUCAAACAACAAGCUACAGAAGUCGAAGUCUGAGCUUCAGGAGUGGACAGAAAAGGAGGAGCGCAAGAAGAACAGCCUGGAACAGCAGGCAGAGCAGCUGAACGCUAGAAUCAAGAACACCCAGGAGUUGGUGAGCUUCCUGAGCACGUACAUGGACCAUGAAUACCCCAUCAGGUCAGUGCAGAUUAGCAGCCUUGUGCGCCAGCUGCAGCAGGUAAAGGACAACCAGCAGGAGGAGCUGGAUAACCUCGGUGAGAUGCGCAGAAUGGUGCUGAAGGCUCUGUCCAACAGAAAGCAGGAGAAAAAGAGAAAAGUUUGGAGGUCUCUGGUGGUGAAAACCCAGCGCCCUCGUGACAAGAUCCUUCGCCAGGUGAUCCAGGACAGCCAGUACCAGCAGAAAUGCAUGGUCAAGUGCAGAGAACUUAUUGACCAAUCGAAGGGGACAAUGCCCACAUUAAGGGCUGACGUGGAAGCACUCCAGGCCCAGGUCCGGGAUCUGCGGGAAGUCAUUUUUGAGGAUGUUCUGCUUCGGAGACCCAAGUGCACCCCAGAUAUGGACAUCAUCCUCAACAUCCCUGUGGAUGAGCUGCUCCCCUUCUAGAUGGCUGAGCUGUGGCCCCCGCUCUGCUGUCUCCCCAGCACCUGGAGCCCUCCUCAGUUUACUUCCAAGGCCGCAUCUCCAUCCACAUCCUGGUCUGCAGUCUCCCGCCUUCCUGCCUACAGCUUUUUUCUUCUCUUUCUCUUCCUUCUUUCCCAUUUGGUGCUGCUCCUUGGGCCAGGGGGGACUUCUGUUAAAUCUGUUAUUCCUUUCUAUGAAUAAAGCUGGAUUUGCGUUU